Messenger RNA from Gadus macrocephalus (Pacific cod), 7478 nucleotides. Its product is annotated as protein mono-ADP-ribosyltransferase PARP14-like. Gene Ontology annotation, cellular component: cytoplasm; nucleus. Gene Ontology annotation, biological process: negative regulation of gene expression. The record is from RefSeq and is a predicted model, not a curated record. Gene Ontology annotation, molecular function: transcription corepressor activity. Lineage: Eukaryota; Metazoa; Chordata; Actinopteri; Gadiformes; Gadidae. The transcript has 11 exons. The coding region runs from base 111 to 3575 and encodes 1154 amino acids.
ACUGCCUCAGCUUUGUGUUCACAUUGUUUUCCGAUCUAAAAGCGAAAGUGAAUUCAGAAUAAGCCUACGCCUUAAAGGUCGGAAGUACAGUUGACGGAUUGUAGACAGCGAUGGACGACGCAUAUCCUUAUACACUGAUCGUAGAGCUCGAAGAAAACAACGUUCCCAGACUGAAAAACAAACUGGUGAAAUAUUUCCAGAGUAAAAGACGGGCCGGCGGUGGUGAAUGUCAAAUUCAAUAUGAAGACAGAAGCAGGACCGCGGUGCUGCGUUUCAGAAGGGAGGAAGAUAGGGCGAGGGUUCUGGCUCAAGAGACUCAUGUGAUCGUCUUGGAAGAAGGGGUGAUAAAGGUCUCCGUUCAUUUGGCUGACAGAAGCUCUGAGAGAGAGCAGUUGACAACCGCUACCAACAACCAACAAAGCAACUCGGAUAGUCGUGCAUCUGAGGAGGAGACCCAGGUGGAGGCGGUGAGCAGGGUAGAGCAGACAGAAGAGUCGGCUUUGGGUUCCACCUCCGCUGUCUUAGAGAACGUUCCCCAGGACAUGAGCAAGGACAUCAUGGAGAUGUUGGUGGAAAACAUCUACUUCAAGUCACAGAUAACCACCCAACCUGAUUUCAGUUUGGAGAUGCUCUCCGACAUAUGCUCCGCUGUGAUUACUUUCUCAAGUACAAAAGAAAACAAUGAGUUCAUUACAAGCUGCCAGACAAACAGGACCUUCUUGAACAAGAAAUUAACUGUCAGAGCUCUGGAAGUCACAUCCCAAGUCAGAGUUGAGAAUUUGUCAAACAUCAGUGAAGAUGUCCUCCUGCUGUACUUUGAGAAUGAAGGUUGGGAGGUUGAACAGGUCACCCCCGAUGAAGAGGAACAGUCUGCUGUCAUCUCCUUCAAAAUGGACACAGCUGUUCAAGGGAUAAUCAAGAAGGAACAUGUGAUCGGGAUAACACCGAUCAAGGCUUUUCCAUUUUACGACUCCUUGGGAACGGUUCUUUAUGGCAAAGUCCGACCCAAACCAAAACUACCUGCUACCUUCUCUAAAAGCAUACAUUCCCCACUCUUGACGUACCUCCAUCAGCAGCAGGAAGCAGCAGAGAUGGUUUGUGGGCACUUGUCAGCACUCUUCUGCAAGGUAGACCUCCUACCCUCAUCUGUGAGUUUCAGCCCUCUUCCAGCACUGCUCGAGCAGAAAGAUGUUACACCCAAAGACAUCAAACAGUGGAAACAAUCAGUGGAGCAGGCCUUCACACAGGUCUUGUCCAGGUUCAAAACUCUGAGGCUUCAGCCUCCACCAUCAACAUGGGAAGAGUCUGAAGCGCAGAUCAAAGAGAUUGUUUUAGACAAGACCAUGGAAGUCAUCCCUGAGAAAGCUGAAGGUGCAUUGUCAGUGGUCGGCCUUGUGGACGAGGUGACCAGACUAGAGCCCACGUUGAAUGAGCUCAUGACCAGGAUUGAGAAAAGGGUGCAGAGGGAGAAUUCAAGUAUUACACAAGGAUUUGAGAUAUCCGAAGAAAUGUUUCACCUGCUUUGUCAGGACGGUCUUGCUGACCGGUUCAAAGAUAAUUACCCAGACCUAGAAAUGACAUAUGAAGACAAAUUGAUCUUAAAAGGUUUAAGUCAUGUGGUUUCAGAUGCAGCUAUUGUGGUAAUGGCACAAGUGCUUGCAGUACAAAAAAACCUCUUAGAUGGACCUACAGCUGAGGAGGAUAACCAGAUUGAGGCGGCUAGCAGGGAAGAGCAGACAGAACAGCCGGCUUUGGGUUCCACCUCAGCUGUCUUAGAGAACGUUCCCCAGGACAUGAGCAAGGAGUUCAUGGAGAUGUUGGUGGAAAACAUCCACAAAAACUACAAGUCACCGAUGACCAGCCAACCUGAAUUCAGUUUGGAGAUAAUCUCUGACACAUGCUCCGCUGUGGUUACUUUCUCAAGUGCAAAAGAAAAUAAUGAGUUCAUUACAAGCUGCGAGAAAAACAAGAUGUUCCUGAACAAGAAAUUAACUGUCAGACCUCUGGAAGUCACAUCCCAGCUUAAAGUUGAGGAUGUGUCCAACAUCAGUGAAGAUGUCCUCCUGCUGUACUUUGAGAAUGAAGGUUGGAAGGUUGAACAGUUCACACCAAAUGAAGAGGAACAGUCUGCUGUCAUCUCCUUCAAAAUGGAUACAGAUGUUGAAGGGAUAAUCAAGAGAAAACAUCAAAUUGGGAAGACAUAUCUCAAAGUUUUCCCAUUUUACAACUCCUUGGGAACGGCUCUUUAUGGCAAAGAAAGACCAAUACUUAACGUUUCUAAAUGUAUGAGAAAUACCAGAAAAAAUGACCAGCCCCUUCCAAGGCCCAUCUAUCAGAUUCAAACAUCUGAUGGCAUUGAUUUAGCUGUUUCUAAAGCUGAUCUAUGUAGCUACGCAGUAGAUGCAGUGGUUAUCAAUUCGAAUAAGGACUUGAAACUUGAUGGAGGUACUGGAGAAGCAAUUGUGGCGGCUGCUGGUUCUUCCUUGCAGGAAGAAUGUGAUAAAAUCCAUCUCCGGAGAGGGCAGCUGAAGCCAGGAGACAGUGUAAUUACUGGUGCAGGGGGUCGGCUUCAAUGCAAAAAAGUGAUCCAUGCGGUCACACCCCAGUAUGAUCCAUCUAACCACUUGAAGACAGUGGGGCAGCUGAGAAGAGCUGUUAAAGGAAGUCUAGAACUUGCUGAGAUGAAUGGCUGUCAAUCUCUGGCCAUCUCUGCCAUCAGUGCCAACAUGGGGUUCCCAAUAGACCUGUGUGCCGACACCAUCAUCAAAGUGAUGAAGGAACAUUGUGAAGACCAGUUUGGUCAAAACAACCUGAAGCAGAUCCAUUUUGUUAGCACAGAUGACCAUGCCAUUCAUGCUUUGGAGACAUCAGUGAGACACAAGUUUGGAAACCAAGGAAUUAUUUAUUCUCAGCAGAGUGUUACUGACAGACAGAGCUUAAAAUCAAUGGGAGGGUUUAUUCAAGCUGCUAGGCGUGUUCCCAAGCAAUCUCCAAUUCUGGAAAAGGACGAAAACACUCUCCAGCUACUGGACACCAAUGAGGAAUUGAGCAUUGAAUUGGUGGAAGGGAAUAUUCAAGAUGCUACGACCGAGGGGAUUGUGAAUGUUGUCGGUAGAGAGCUUGAUCUGAGAAGGGGAGCCGUUUCCAAGGCUAUCCUUGAAGCAGCAGGACCCAACCUUCAGCUGUUGGUCAGUGAACAUUGCCAAACAGGGAACUUUGGUGAUGUCAUUGUUACAAGUGCAUGUCAACUGAGAAGCAACAUGCUUUUCCAUGCAGUGGUUCCUCCUUGGGACAACAAGGGCAACGCUUGCAAGAUAAUGAGAGAGAUUGUUGAAGACUGCUUGAACAAGGCAGAGAACCGUGGUCUUGCCUCCAUAUCCUUCCCUGCAAUCGGCACUGGAAAACUGGGCUUUCCCAAAGACCUUGCAGCAUCUGUAAUGAUAGAAGAAGUCUUGGCGUUUAAGAAGCAGUCGAUGCGCUUGAAGAAGGUUGCCAUCGUUCUCCAUCCAAAAGACAGACAGACAAUCCAGGUUUUUAAUCAAGAAUUAGAGAAACGUCUCUCGACAGGAAGUUAAGUAAGCCAUCCACCCUUCUGCAGAUGAUUUGCUAACAGAGACAAUAAGGAAAGGAACAUGUAGUGAUGCCUAUUCUGAAAGAGGAAACCGGACAUUUAACUCUUUUUUUACUCAUUAACCAAUACAAGUAAGGGCACCUUCACAAACGUACAAUUUGGUCUGUUUAAUCAAAUCCUGAAUUGAACCCUGUUUUUAACAAUCUAAGAUCUAACAAUCUUAGAUUGUUAGAUAUUAUGGCGUUUAUAUAGUUAACUUAAUUUUCUAUCGUAAACAUUGCUCUUGCUGCUCUUAAAAUAUGAACAAUUUCUAAUAUAUAUAUAUUUAUAUGCACAAGUAAUCUGUAAAAAUGCACAAGUAAUGUGGUUUGGUGGGGUUGACUGGAGUUUAGGAGGGGGGGGGGGCGGGGUAAUGUACGUCAUUUAUUUUGCUUAAAAAAUUCUAAUAGAUAAGACUUUGUUUUGCUUAUUUGUUAAAGCCGCUUCAUUUUGAUGAAAAUUAUUUUAGUCUAAUGCUUCUUCUGAUGACAUGUUUCAAGCUAACAACAUUUUUGAAUGGUUUCUUCUCCACAUAAUGGAUUUCUUCUCCACGUAAUUUUCUGCUUGGCAGCAGAAAAAUGCCUACUUAAACAGAGUUUGUAUAGAAAAACGUAGCAUGAAUCAUAGGAAGGGGUCUUGGCGCCAUGCCUAUUUUCUUUUUUUUGGCCAUCACCAGUCUGCACCCCUGGGUACUCCUUCAUUUCAUCAUUGUGGACUCGCAUGGCAAAGUAGAAUUAUUAUUAUUAUUUCAAUUAUUGAAACAUAGCUGUAAGUACAAUUAUUUAAUCAUUCGAUUUUGAGAUGUGUACAAAUACACUUUAGCCAUUUCCUGAUUCAAGUAAUUUGAAAGUAUUUAGUGGAACCUUGUUAUAUUAUGUUAUCAGGUUGUCCGUCUCUUUCUUAUUAUGUGAACAGAUUUCUGAUAAAUCUAGUACUGUACUAAAAGGUUGGCCCUGUAUGAUGUGUUUUAAGCUUUGGUUAACAAGCCAACAACCUAAUUGAAAAGGGAUUUGUCUAUAUUGUAACUUUGAAUAGCCUAUUGUUUACGAUCAGUAAUGCCUAUAUUAUAAAGUCCAUAGGUAGACCCAUAUAAAGCAAGGUUGCUUCAUUCAGAUGGAAACAUUGGUAAUUACCAACUAUCUAUCCAUUCAUAUUCAUGAGCAAACUAUAACCUUUGCCAUUUCAAAAUCUUUUCAUAUUUUUUUAAAAAUACUAUAAAAUCGUAUUAAAGCUAUUUUUAAAUCUUGCGUUUAAUAUUGUUGAUCUCCCUCAUGUAUCGCCAUUUUAUUGUUUCUUGUUUUAUGAAUAAAGUUUGAUUGAUUUAAUACUCUGUGGAUAGAUAAAAAUAACUAGGGAAUAAGGAACUACUCAGUGAGAUACUUUAAAUAACACAGCAGCAGCACACUUUUUGUUUGCAUUGUAUUCAGAACAGUCAACUUGCAUCAUCACUAUUUUACAUUUAAAACAAAGCUGACAACAAAGGAAAGUAGCAAUCUACAGAGCAAACCAAACUGUUACAUAUAAAAUUAAAUAAAAAACAGAAUAACGUUAUUCAAAGGUGUAAAAAAUUAAAAUAAACAAUGACACAGUUUUUCUCAGAAUGAAAAGUGAGCAAGAGCACCUUUAGUGAAGAGCAGAGCAAGCCACAUGUGGAAUUAAAUAGCUGCACAUAGUGCUGCUGAUCCUCAGGUGUAUGUUGGGAUGUGCGUAGGCGUGGAGAGGAUUUAUUGUAAUCAGUGAUUCCAGUAGGGAUGUGGUGCAAGCAUUCCGGGAUGAAUUGUAUAACCAACAUUAACAACAAAAAGCACACCCCAUAAUAGCAAUAACUCGAGCAGCACAUUUAGGCAUGCUUCAUCUUAGCGCAAAUACAGUUUGUAUAGGUCAGCCAGACGGUCAGCCAGACGGUGGCCAUCCCACCAUCUGGGUUUUAUAAUAGUGUGGUGUUACACGGCUCUGCUGCACGACUGGCUAGCUCGCUGAACAAUGAGGACAAGAUGGCUGAAAAUUAACCAGGGAACCAGAUGUUAUUAUCCUAGAAUACCAGCAUUUAGCCAAACUAACUGGCUUACUCCCUAUCGUGUCUUUUCCCUUUUCCCCUCCCCUAUUCUGAACCUGGCCUAUCCAGCUGAAUCAGGGCACUCCUUCCACCCAGGAACUCCCCAUAAGUCUCUCUCAUUAAUAUAGUCCUGCAGGGUCGCUAUGUGGCUUCAUAUAUAUAUUCCUCAUCCCUGAGAAAGUGAAAAGUAUUGAAAGCCACCAGGCGGCCGCCAUUUCCCUCUGCGACCUCCUUAUUCCAUGAUUCCAGCUCUGGUAGGUGUCAUUGGUAAGGUUGGCUUCUGAUCCCACUGGAACGGCGCCAUCCCAUCCUGGUGCAGUACCACUGAGUGACCUCUGGGAGCCAGUUUGACGCGAUGCACAACCUCCCCCACUCUCACCAACGUAGCAGGUACCAAUCCAUGUACUGUCAGACUUACGGCAGCGGUGCUUCACUGUCUUGGCUCCAUACACUCAGGCAAGGUCCCUCAGCCAGAAAGUAGUCACCUUUGACAUGCGCCUUGCACUGCCUGUCAAUGCAACUUUGUGUAGAAAGGUGGUUAAUGUUGCGUUUAAAGUAUUUCAUGGUCAGGCCCCCAUUCCCGGUCCCUUGAAGAAUGUACAAACUAGACCGGGCCUCUCUGGAAACGCCUGCCCUGUACAAUCCGAUCAACAGUUGUUUUAAAAUCUUUCGGAAUAUCCACAUUUUUAGAUGGGGUUUUAAUGAAAUUAUUCAGUUUUUCCCCAAAAUAGAAAUAAAAUGUAUCUGUUUUCAUGCAGUAAUUGUAUAAUGUAUGUGACAUAUGUGUGUAUCUGUCCAAAUGUCCUUACAUUUUUCUUUCUGUAUUUAUUUUGUUCAAGCCCUUUGGAACAUUGCCUUUUGAAAAGGUUCUUUAGAAAUAGUUGUAAAUACUUAACAUCACUUGCUGUGCAGUGUAUCCAUGCGCUUAGGUUACUCUUUUGUACUUGUGGACAGACAUGAGUUAUUGUAUGUUAUAUCUUUCAAUGUGAAAGUAAUAAUUAUGGUAAGAAGAAUGAAAUUCAAUGCUGCAAUCAUAACCUUUCUAAGCUUCAAUGUGAGGCUUUCAGCAGUACCAUAGCUACCAGAUCAGACUGCUUUCAAUAGCUUUUUCUCAAGAUUUACCUUCUAGUCGGAAACUAGAACACCAAAAAGUACAGCCCAGGCAGUCCAAGAGAGCUUUAAUUAGGUUUCAGAGUUAGACAUCGUCAACAAGGUUUAGUCAGGCUAAGGAGAAGGUAGGGAUUGGGGAUUUUUCUCUAGUUUCUCAUGUUAACAGAUAGGAAUGGACCCAAAUGAUCAAAUCAAAUUUUAAUGAAUGGCAUGCAUGGCUCAUGCACAUUGAUAAAGCCUUGCAUGAGUUUAUAUCCUCCUGCUUACAAUAUCUGAUUAAUCACCCGACAUGAUUUUGUAGUAUGUAAAACAACCUUCACCUUUUUAACAUUCAGGCGACACUAACAUUAUAUUUAAGUGUUGACAUGGCUGUACACACAUCAUAGAGGUAAAGAGUUUCACGGUGAAAGAAAAAAAGACUGUGUGUAAAGAAUCGUAAUUUGGCGAUCUCAUGUCUUCUCCUAAUUGAAUGUUAUCAAAUAUUCCGGACAAGCGUGAGUGUCAUGGAAAAUGACAAACAUUUGAAUGUGGUUGAGAUGAUCGACAACACUGUCAUACUGCAAAGAGGAGGAGGGUUUUGUUGGCGGCACGACCAUGCCCCGAGUUCCCGUGGUAAAAUCUCCCGUCAGAACACGACACAGGUACACACACUUCUGCCCUUGAGCAUCCGGCUUAGAAUAAGUAUCCUGGGCAGAAUAAUUU